CAGGCACGGGCUGGACGAAAGGGACCCCGCUCCAAGCGUAUGAGGGCGUCUCCUGUCAAGGUCUCAGCAUGCCCAGCCCUGGAAUUCGCCUUGAGGUGGAGUUGGAGUCAGUAGCUCCAGGACUGUCUCCUAGGACCCCCACAGCACAAGCCUGCACGCAUGCAGUGAGCCACUCUGAAUCUGCAUGCCUCGGUCCCAUCUGCUUAUGCGCCGCUGAGCCAGGAACUGUCUCCCCUCAUCAUCACCAUUCAGAUUGUGACAUUGGUACUGAGGACAAGUUUCUUCAGAAGGAAGAUGCUUCUGACAGUUUAGAAUUUGAGGCAGAAGUGAUAGAAGACAAUGUCAGUGAUGCAUCCCAGGCACCACCUGAGCUCAGAGAACUCUCGGAUGGUGUACUGGAAGAAUGGAGCAUCCCUGAAAGUAAGAGACAAAAAAAGAACUUCACACCUGGGACAGUGCUCUUCAAGAAGACUCCUACAGAAGAAGAUCUAGACUUUAGCAGUUUGGGGAAAUACUUCAGAUUGAACCCAAACCUGGUAGCUUGUCAGGGAAUUUCUGCAGGAAAAAGGACAUGUUCAUAUGGCACAUGUGGUCAGAGCUUCCACCAUAACAUGGACCUUACAAGUCAUGAAGAGGGCCACACAGCUCACAGCCCUUUCAUAUGCAGGGAGUGUGGAAAAGCCUUCAGAAGCAGCCCUGGUCUUACUCAACAUCAGUCCUUUGUGUGUAAUGAAUGUGUAAAAGCUUUUAGCUAUAACCCAGUUCUUAAAAACCACCAGGGAGCUCACAUGAGUGAGAAACACUACCAGUGCAGUGAAUGUGGGAAAGCCUUCAGUGUGCACUCCAACUUUAUCAGGCAUCAGAUCAACCACAGUGGAGAGAAGCCUUAUGCAUGCAAUGCAUGUGGGAAAGCCUUCAACCAGAACUCAAGUUUUAAAAAGCAUCAAAAGUCUCACAUGAGUCAGAAACCAUAUGAGUGCAAUGACUGUGGCAAGGCUUUUAGGCGGAGCUCGAAUCUCAUCCAACAUCAAAGAAUCCAUUCUGGAGAGAAACCGUAUGUGUGUAAUGAAUGUGGGAAGGCCUUCAGGCGGAGCUCAAACCUCAUUAAACACCACAGAAUUCACACAGGUGAAAAGCCUUUUGCGUGUAAUGAAUGUGGCAAAGUGUUUAGCCAGAGUACACACCUGAGGAAACAUCAAAGGGUUCACACUGGAGAAAAACCCUAUGAGUGUAAUGACUGUGGCAAACCGUUUAGUCGGGUGUCAAACCUCAUUAAGCAUCACAGGGUUCACACUGGAGAAAAGCCUUAUAAAUGCAGUGACUGUGGGAAGGAAUUUAGUCAAAGCUCAAGCCUUGUUCAACAUCAGAGACUCCACACUGGAGAGAAGCCUCAUGUGUGUACUGUGUGCGGAAAAGCCUUUAGUUACAGCUCAGUGCUCAGAAAACACCAGAUCAUCCACACAGGAAAGAAGCCAUAUGAAUGUGGUGUCUGUGGGAAGGCCUUUAGCCAGAGCUCAGCCCUUAUUCAGCAUCAAGGUGUCCACACAGGUGACAAACCCUAUGACUGCCGGGAAUGUGGGAAGACUUUUGGUCGUAGCUCCAACCUUAUUCUUCACCAGCGAGUUCACACUGGAGAGAAACCUUAUGAAUGUACUCAGUGUGGGAAAGCCUUCAGCCAAAGCUCAACCCUUAUUCAGCAUCAGAGAAUUCAUAACGGAUUAAAGCCUCAUGAGUGUAAUCAGUGUGGCAAAACCUUCAACAGAAGCUCAAACCUCAUUCACCACCAGAAAGUUCACACUGGAGAGAAACCAUACACAUGCGUGGAAUGUGGUAAGGGCUUCAGUCAGAGCUCACACCUUAUCCAGCAUCAGAUCAUCCACACUGGUGAGAGACCCUAUAAAUGCAGUGAAUGUGGGAAAUCUUUUAGUCAGCGUUCAGUCCUCAUCCAGCACCUGAGGAUUCACACUGGAGUGAAGCCCUACAGCUGUACCACAUGUGGGAAAGCCUUCAGCCAGCGGUCAAAGCUGAUUAAGCAUCAGCUGAUUCACCAGAAGUAGUAGUUUAUUACACUGGUGGGAAUGAAAUCUCAGUGUGGCGUUACCUCUAGCUCCUCUAUAGUUGUGACUACAACAAUGGGAUCAAGCUUAGGAAAAAUUGUGAGGAUGGCGUAAGACCAGACAGUAUUUUGUUCUUUGUGCAUAAGGUCCGUGUGGAUUAGAAGCGACUCGAUGGCACCUAACAACAACAACCUCUCUAAUCAUUGUCUUUCCAGACAUGAAACCCAGAGUUCCUGCCCAGUCCCUUUCCAACCCACUCUCAAACCCAGAAGCUUCCCUUGAAUUUUUUGUUUCAGUCCCACACCCUUCCCAGUGUUUUGUACCUCUUGAACAGUUUGUGAGCAGCUUGCCACAUUUCUUGAGGGAAGACUGAAGUAUUUUUGAAUUUUUUAUUAUUGUCAAAUCAUACCAAAUCUACAUUUGCCUCAAGAGAACCAUAGUAACUUUUCUCUUUGGUAAUUAGUGGUGAACAGUAACUCUUUGUCAAUGCCUGUAACUGAUACCCUGGUUAUAUAAAAUCAAGUUCAGAGUU
Echinops telfairi (small Madagascar hedgehog) is the source of this 2589-nucleotide messenger RNA. It is a transcript of the gene ZNF16, whose product is annotated as zinc finger protein 16. NCBI's taxonomy places the organism in Eukaryota, Metazoa, Chordata, Mammalia, Afrosoricida, Tenrecidae. The record is from RefSeq and is a predicted model, not a curated record. The coding region runs from base 69 to 2057 and encodes 662 amino acids. The transcript has 3 exons.